Solanum pennellii is the source of this 1412-nucleotide messenger RNA. RefSeq names its product protein THYLAKOID ASSEMBLY 8-like, chloroplastic. The record is from RefSeq and is a predicted model, not a curated record. The transcript has 3 exons. Gene Ontology annotation, molecular function: protein binding. NCBI's taxonomy places the organism in Eukaryota, Viridiplantae, Streptophyta, Magnoliopsida, Solanales, Solanaceae. The coding region runs from base 147 to 917 and encodes 256 amino acids.
AUUCAACUUCAUAAUCGGAAGUUGUCAAACCCUAAUACCCAAUUUCACUGAUUCUUCCGCCGGAGCAUCACCGGCGCCGCCGUAUCCAUCGCCUCCGCCACCAUAACCGGCGUACAGACUUUCCCUUUCAUAGACAUCUUUCAAAAAUGGCAAUUAGAACCAUUUCAAGACUAAAAAUUCCAUCUUUGCUUCUUAAACACCUUUCAGUUUCUCCAUUACCAUCAAUUUCUUCCACCUUAACAUCUUCUUCUUCAUGUUCUCCAUCAUGGGUUCCUGAGUUUUCUAGAAGUUCAGUGAGGGAUGGGAGGUGGUACCAUGAUGGAAGACCAAGAGGGCCACUAUGGAGGGGAAAGAAAUUGAUUGGAAAAGAAGCACUUUUUGUGAUUCUUGGGUUAAGAAGAUUCAAAGAUGAUGAAGAAAAGCUUGACAAGUUUGUUAAAACACAUGUCCUUAGGCUUCUUAAAAUGGAUAUGAUUGCUGUACUUAAUGAACUUGAACGCCAAGAAGAAGUCUCUCUUGCUGUUAAGGUGUUUUGGGUAAUUCAGAAACAAGCCUGGUACCAACCCGAUGUCUAUCUUUACAAGGACCUGAUCAUUGCGUUGGCGAGACGUAGAAAAAUGGAUGAUGCAAUGAAGUUAUGGGAGAGUAUGAGAAAGGAAGAUCUAUUUCCUGAUUGUCAGACAUUCACUGAAGUUAUUAGGGGAUUCUUGAGAGAUGGAUCUCCUGCAGAUGCUAUGAAUAUAUUUGAAGACAUGAAGAAGUCUCCAUACCCACCUGAGGAGCUGCCUUUCAGGGUUUUGUUGAAGGGACUUUUGCCACACCCACUAUUAAGAAACAGGGUUAAGCAAGACUUUGAAGAGAUUUUUCCGGAUCGGCACAUAUAUGAUCCUCCAGAAGAGAUUUUUGGAUUACGUUGAGGCUUUGAUAGUACAGCACCAUACGAUUGUCUCUAUUGCUGCACAAAUAUUAUAUUAUUGGAGAAGAGCAUGAUAUCUUCUUGUAGGAAGCUUAUUCCACCUUGAUAUCUUGCAGUAUCCAAACGCUGAGAAUGAGUAUCGAUGUUUCUUGCUAUCCUUGGUCCCCGAGUACUAUCAAAUUCACCAUUGAGUAGUGGUUUCUUAUAGUUCUUUUAGACCAGACAUGUUGAUGCUAGUGUGAAGUUCAAGACUUUAUCUUAUGCUCUUAGCUACACGACUAAAUGUUGCUGCUUCAUUCACAUGAGAAUAAAAUCAACUUCUCAUCAAUCUCCAUAGUUCCAUUUUUUGGGGAUCUUAUUCAGAUUAAGUUACUAUUUAUUAGGUAGCUCAAUAGUAUGUUUUUGGUUGUUGUCAUUAUAGUUUGUAAAGGUGCCUUUAACAUUUAAACAGUAGAAUGAUGUUACAUUUGGUUACAAAGCUUAUGAUCUUCUUAUA